Molecule: messenger RNA, 672 nt
Organism: Lathyrus sativus (Indian pea)
Lineage: Eukaryota; Viridiplantae; Streptophyta; Magnoliopsida; Fabales; Fabaceae
Source: the annotation of a GenBank genome assembly
AUGGAGUCGUUCAGUUUUAAUCUCCAAGCAGAGAAAACAAACGCAAUCCUAAAACAUAGGAAACUCCAAAGGGUAACAACGUUGUUACGUCUCGUUGAAGCGUGUGUCGUUUUGGUGUUGAUUUCACGGCUUUCUAUGAAGCUACCAGUUGUAGUAAGAAACUCAAGCGAGUAUCUAAAGGACUUUUCGGUCUUUAUGAAUAGUCCUUGUUUCGUUUUCCUCAUCGGAAACGUUAUAAUAAUAACGCUAUUCGUUCAGGGUUUAGGCAAAAACGUUCACGAAGAAACAGAGCAGGAUGAUAUUUACGAAAAGUUUGUCCGAAAAGAAAAAGAACAAAUAAGAAAAAACGAUUGUAGUACAGAAGGUGGUAACAGGGUAGUGGAGGAGGAGAAAGUAAAAAGAGGGGUGAAGAAGGGUUAUUGUUAUAGGAGGUGUGAGAGUGAGGUAUUGAAGAAACGACGUCGUGUGUUGCGUAGGUGUGAGAGUGAGAACAACAAGGGAAGGAAAAGUAUUGAAGGUGGUGGUGGUGGUGAAGAGGAAAUGGUUAUGAGGAUUUCGUAUCCAGAGGAUGAGAUGAGUAAUGAGGAGUUUCGUAGGACUGUAGAAGCUUUUAUUGCUAAGCAACAGAGGGUUCUUAGGGGAGAAGGGGAAGAUUGCUCUUAUUUGGUUUAG